This is a messenger RNA of Ctenocephalides felis (cat flea), 832 nucleotides long. RefSeq lists its product as uncharacterized. The transcript is spliced from 9 exons. The coding region runs from base 2 to 832 and encodes 276 amino acids. NCBI's taxonomy places the organism in Eukaryota, Metazoa, Arthropoda, Insecta, Siphonaptera, Pulicidae. The record is from RefSeq and is a predicted model, not a curated record.
GAUGGCCGAUUUAGGCCCUAGGAAAUUCGAAGGGAUUGGCCCUACGACUAAGGAUGGAAUGCCAAUUGUACUUAGAUCUGAAGUGAAAGAAAACAAUCAAGCGAAAUGGUACAAACGAAUGUACGACACGAUACACAAAAGUCCGAACGAUGAUUUUGUCACAGUACGAUACAAAACUCGAAGAGUUCUGUGGCCGCCCGCAGGUCGCUACCCGCACUACUCGUCCUGCUCCAGGCCUGGUUCGAGUCUCGGGAGAUCAGUUGCAGGAGCAGAACAAAGAGGUCAGGCCAACGGUUAUGCGAGCGAACCCGAACCUGCUCUCGGUUACGAUUCGGAUUAUUACGAGGACAGAGGCGGAGCAGGGUUCAGGAGCAGCAGUCGGACUGAUAGUAGAUAUGAACAGAGUGUUUAUAAAAAUCAGCCUGGCAGGAUCGAAGACUACACACCAGGUUGCAGUUCUUUGGCAGAACGAGAAACAAAACAGUGGUGGGAUGAAGUAAUGGACAUAUUUGACGGGCAUCUCGAACAGCAGAAAUAUGCGACGACAAGCAAUUCUAAAUCGUAUGGACAUUUAUCAAGGGCUUUGCAAGAACAAGGUUACGAAAGCGAUUCCCAAUUACUAAGACGCCGAAAUGGAGAAAUGUCAUCACCAGCUCCUCCUCUAAGUCCUCCUCAGCAACGGGAGGCCUAUAGAAACCUCCAAGCUGGAGGCGAUGCUCCUAUACAAGGAUUCCGAAAACCUGCUCCUGAGCGCCCGAAAGACCCUGAAGUGCCUCCACCGCCGCCACCAAAAGGCCAGCCAAUUGGAGGACAAUACAGACCAGGUGGGUAG